This is a messenger RNA of Alexandromys fortis (reed vole), 6409 nucleotides long. RefSeq names its product G protein-coupled receptor 155 (gene Gpr155). Bases 376 to 2982 code for a protein of 868 amino acids. The transcript is spliced from 17 exons. Gene Ontology annotation, cellular component: membrane. The record is from RefSeq and is a predicted model, not a curated record. NCBI's taxonomy places the organism in Eukaryota, Metazoa, Chordata, Mammalia, Rodentia, Cricetidae. Gene Ontology annotation, biological process: transmembrane transport; negative regulation of BMP signaling pathway; intracellular signal transduction.
CGGGCGUUCAAGGUAGCUGACAGGGCCGCAGCGGCUCGCCCCUCCCUUUCUCGGAACGUGGUUGGGCAGCUGCAGCUAGCCCACGCCGCGGUGAGAAGAGGGCUGGGGGCGGGAGAUGCCGGCGUUGUGCUCUCUGCUCGGCCCUCUGCGAGCACCGGCAGCCGUCUCCUCGCAGCCCCGGCUGCAGACCUAGCAGGUUCCCUCGUACUCUACCGAAAGUGAUAUUCAGCUUUGGUUAAGCGAUUGCCGUGUGCCGGAUGUGAUUGGAGCCAAAGGACUCUCCUGAUAUUGCCGCUUCACAGAUGAUAAAGUGAAGCGGAAGACGUUAAGUUUCAGGUUCAAGUUGAUUUAGUUGGAGGUGAAAGGAGAGAGAAAAUGGAUUCUCAGUUUUCAGCAGAGAACUCAACCCUUGCCAUUAACGAGACUCUGUCUGCAACAGCAGCUCAUGGAUUCAAUUCCACCAAUGACCCACCUUCGAUGUCAAUCACAAGGCUUUUCCCAGCCUUGCUGGAGUGCUUUGGCAUAGUCCUUUGUGGCUACAUAGCAGGGAGGGCCAAUGUCAUCACAUCGACACAGGCCAAAGGCCUGGGAAAUUUUGUCUCCAGAUUUGCCCUGCCCGCUUUACUAUUCAAAAAUAUGGUUGUACUUAAUUUUUCCAAUGUGGAUUGGGCUUUCCUCUAUAGUAUCUUAAUUGGCAAAGCCUCUGUGUUUUUCAUCGUAUGCAUAUUGACCUUAUUGGUUGCCAAUCCCGAGAGCCGCUUUAGCAAAGCUGGACUGUUCCCUAUUUUUGCUACACAAAGUAACGACUUUGCAUUGGGAUAUCCUAUAGUUGAAGCCCUGUAUCAAACUACAUACCCAGAAUAUCUCCAGUACAUUUAUUUGGUGGCACCAAUAUCUCUUAUGAUGUUAAACCCCAUAGGGUUUAUCUUCUGUGAAAUCCAGAAGUCAAAAGACACUCAGAAUGCUUCUCAAAAUAAAGUAAAAAUUGUGGGACUAGGAUUUCUACGCGUGUUACAGAACCCGAUCGUAUUCAUGGUCUUUGUCGGCAUUGCCUUCAAUUUUAUUCUUGAUAAAAAGAUCCCUGUAUAUAUGGAGAACUUUCUGGAUGGACUUGCCAAUUCCUUCUCUGGAUCGGCCCUGUUCUACCUUGGUCUGACAAUGGUGGGGAAGAUAAGGCGGCUGAAGAAGUCGGCGUUUGUGGUGCUGACCGUUCUCAUCACAGCCAAACUCCUGGUGCUGCCCCUUCUGUGCAGAGAGAUGGUGGAACUCCUGGACAAGGGAGACAGUGUAGUGAACCACACGAGUUUGUCGAAUUACGCCUUUCUCUACGGCGUCUUCCCCGUAGCCCCAGGCGUGGCUAUCUUUGCGACCCAGUUCAACAUGGAAGUAGAGAUUAUAACCUCAGGAAUGGUAAUAAGUACAUUUGUGUCUGCUCCAAUCAUGUAUGUUUCUGCCUGGCUAUUGACCUUUCCCACCAUGGAUGCCAAGCCGCUGGCAUACGCCAUUCAGAAUGUCAGUUUUGAUAUAAGUAUUAUCAGCCUGGUCUCCCUGAUCUGGUCCCUGGCUAUUCUUCUCCUGAGUAAGAAAUACAAGCAGCUUCCACAUAUGCUCACCACCAAUUUGCUCAUUGCUCAGUCUAUUGUUUGUGCUGGAAUGAUGAUAUGGAAUUUUGUUAAAGAAAAAAAUUUUGUUGGACAAAUUUUGGUGUUUGUUCUAUUGUACAGCUCCCUGUACAGCACCUAUCUGUGGACAGGCCUUCUAGCGAUUUCUUUGUUUCUUUUAAAAAAGCGGGAGAGCAUGCAGAUCCCUGUGGGACUCAUCAUAAUAUCCGGCUGGGGAAUCCCUGCCCUCCUUGUGGGUGUGCUUCUGAUAACUGGGAAACACAAUGGAGACAGCAUUGAUUCCGCCUUCUUUUAUGGAAAAGAGCAGAUGAUCACCACAGCGGUCACCCUGUUCUGCAGCAUUCUGAUAGCUGGUGUGUCACUCAUGUGCAUGAACCGUACCACCCAAGCUGGUCACUAUGAAGGUUUCGGCCAAUCUCAGGACCACAAGCCAGCAGAGCCUGGAAGCACUGCGUUUGAGGAGAGCCCAGCACCAACAAAUGAGCCAGAACUCUUCCCAGCUUCUCUCCCAGAAACAAGUUGCUGCUCUUGCUCCUUGGGAAAUGGAGACUUACGUUGCCCAUCAAUAGAGCCAGUAACAGACACAAGUGCCAGUGGGCCUAUGCCUUCUUCCUUCGAGAAAACGGACCACUGUGUGAGUCGCUGUGACUCCCAGAGCUGCAUCCUAGCCCAGGAGGAGGAGCAGUACCUGCAAACUGGAGACCCACAACUGACUCGCCACGUCCUGUUAUGUUUGCUUCUCAUCAUCGGCCUGUUUGCUAAUCUCUCCAGCUGUUUGUGGUGGCUGUUCAACCAUGAGACGGGGCGGCUCUAUGUUGAACUGCAGUUUUUCUGUGCCGUGUUUAACUUCGGCCAGGGAUUUAUUUCCUUCGGAAUCUUUGGGUUGGAUAAACAUUUAAUCAUCCUACCUUUCAAAAGAAGGCUUGAAUUCCUGUGGACCAAUAAGGAAGCAGCAGAAAACAGAGAGUCCCCUGUUUCUGAAGAAAUCAAAAUGACCUGUCAGCAGUUCGUCCAUUACCACCGUGACCUGUGCAUCCGAAACAUUGUCAGAGAGAGAAGGUGUGGUGCAAAGUCCUCUGCCGGGACCUUCUGUGGCUGUGACCUGGUGAACUGGCUAAUUGAAGUGGGCCUUGCCUCUGACCGCGGUGAAGCCGUGAUCUACGGAGACAGACUGGUGCAGGGGGGCGUCAUCCAACACAUCACCAACGAAUACGAGUUCCGGGAUGAGUAUUUGUUUUACAGGUUUCUUCAGAAGAGUCCUGAACAGAGUCCUCCUGCUGUGACCGUAAGCACCCCCCAACAGGAAAGCUAUAAAGAAAUCGGCCACUCGUCUCCAGCCUCACUUUCCCCUAAGACUUAAAUUACAAAGGCAAGAACCCCACGUGGACGCGUACCCUCUAGUCUCACACCUGGGACUUUUAGCUGUGGAAUCUGGGACAGGUUACCUUUCUGAGCCUCUGUCGUCUCCCCUGUAAGGGGCACAUGCAUUCCUACCGUGUCCUGACAUGCUAUGACCUCAUGUGCGGGGAAAAGCACAUAGGAAACCGGCCAGAGAAAGCCUGGAGUCAGUCGUUCUGAUAACGGGUGCAAUGAUCGCUUUAGGCACCACUGUUCUAAUACUUUAAAAUCUCUCCUUCUGCAAAUGUUCGCUAUAAUUUCAAAGUCAGUAUUCAACUGGCUGUUAUUUUUAAAUUGCCAAAUUUGGCAGGUUUGCUGCUCUAAAAAUGAACCUUAAGACAACUUCACAUUUAUCAACAACACUUCCCCCAAACAGAUUUUUAUUUGUUCUAGUAAGAGCUUUUAUUUUUCUUUCCACGUCUUUGACAAAUACUCCCAUUUGAAAAUUAAAACUACUGUUUUGUUUUUAAGAUAUGACCUCAUGAAGUCAGGCUGGCCUCGAAUUCCCUACGUCACCAAGGAUGGCUUUGAAUUCCUGAUCUUCCUGCCUCUGCCUCCUGAGUUCAGGGCCUCUUGGUGUGUGCACCAUGCCUGGCUAAUCCCACUAUUUUUUAAAGUAAUUUUUAAAUUUAGUUUUGAUAAAAUGCCAAUUUUAAAGCUUUGUCUUAUCUUGUCUUUUCUCUAAAGUACUAAUGUGUCCCAAUAAGAGAAGAGUAAGAACAUUAAUAUUAUCUCUAUAAUCUUUCAAGCUAAAAUUUUAAGCAAUCUGAGCAUUUUGAUUUAAAUGUUAUCAAAAGUAUUGCCAUAAUGCGUACUACUUCUGGGACUUUCAGAGUAUCCUGUUGUAGAAGGAAAAUCCGUUUUAUUCCUUGAACUGAAAAAGUGUAGUCAGAAAUUUAAAAUUCUAGCAUCCUACCUUUAGUCUUUAAUGUGUCCCUGUCUAAAAACACCAGAUGUUGCUUAGUCCACUAAAGCCUUUUUAAAAAAAAAAAAAUGACAUGAAUGAGAUAGCCCACAAGCAAGAGGAAGUCUUUCUUACAGUGAGAUAGCCCACAGGCAAGAGGAAAUCUUCCUUAUAGUAAGUAAGUAGUAAGUGUAAGUGCUAGAUCAAGGCGGCACACUCAGCAGGUUCACAGAUGGUGCCGCACCCACGAGAGGGAAGGGCUCUGGUCUCUUCACCCUUAGAAGGGCAAAUCCCAUUUCAACACCUCUUCUCUCAGGAGACACUCUUCUCCAGGGUCCCCACGCCAGAACAUAACACCUUCAGAUAAAGCUUUAUCUUCAGAUAAUUUGCACAGCCUUUGAACAACUACUUGAUUAAUAGAUAUCAGUGAUAGUUUAACUUAUUUUAAACAUUAUUUAUCUCAUAGUGUUUCAUAUACAAGAGCCACCUAGAAAAUUAUUUAUGGGGUUGGUGCCCUGACCCUUUUAAUGUAUAAUUAAAUAUACAUUAAUUAAGCAAAUGCAUAAUUAAAAAAAACUUGCAUGGAAGCCUAGUGUAUUUAAAAAGAAAUGAUACUUAGUUAUGUUAUGAUCAUGGAAAUAGGAUGUUUUAGGCAGAAAAACAUCACUCUAAAACUUAGGGGGAUAAAAGACACGGCCAACUGUAACUCCCCACGCCUAGGAGUGUGCAGAAACAUCUGCUCCAGCAGCCUCUGGUGACACCAGACAGAAUCCACACGCCCGCAAGCAACUCGAAUUCAAGUGCAGGAGUCUGUUUUGUUUGUGAGCGAACCGCAUUAGGUCUGCUCCUUUGUUUGCCCAGAUGGAGGGAUCUGAAACAUUAUUUUCCAUGGGAGGCUCUAAAAGAAAACCAUAGGUCAGAGUGAGUUGCUGUUUCAGAGGACGGAGGCCUUCAAGGGAUGUUUCUAGGACUAAUUCUAGGAUUGAGGAUAAGCUAAUUAUUAGAUGGACAUAUUUGUAUGUUCCCUUCUCACUGACAGCACGUUUCUCAAUAAAAUACUUAUUUUAACUGGCACUGUCACCAUCUUUUCCUUGGAUGAUCCAAAUAAUGCUGACCAUACCACCCAAGUCUUGUCUGUAAACUCUGGGUGCUUUCUGAGUGAGUUUCCUGGACUGUCUCAUGACCUUCUGGCUCUGCAGGGUUUGGAGCAAGCAGGCUGUCAGUAGACAUCUUUAUAAGUGGUCAGGAGAUGAGUGACACCGGAAGCAGAGUCCAAGAUCAUAGAGUGCUCUCCAGGAAAAGGUGGCCUUUACAUUCCUGCAGUUUUUUAUCGAGACAGGUCUCUCUGUGCAGCCCUGACUGUCCUGGAACUUGCUCUGUAGACCAGGCUGGCCUCGAACUCACAGUUCCCACUGCCUCAGCCUCCUGAGUGCUGGGAUUAAAGGUGUGGGCCAACAUUGCAAAAGUAUUUUGUAAAAUUCUGUUUAGAAUUAGUCAGGCGGUGGUGGCACAUGCCUUUAAUUCCAACACUCAAAAGGCAGAGUCAGGCAGAUCUCUUGAGUUCGAGUCCAGCCUGGACUACAGAGUGAGUUCCAAGACAACCAAGGCUAUACAGAGAAACUCUGUCUCAAAAAACCCAGCCAACCAAUACUUUUACAAAGAGAAACUCUGCUUCCAAACUUUCACUCUGUAUAAUUAUUUUUAAGGAAAUGUAUUAGAGAUUAAUAUAUAAGCUUAUAUUUUCAUCAAAGAUCAAAUAAGCCAAUUUUAUGUAAAAUAACUAAGUUUAUUAUUUUUACUCUUACAACAGAUGAAAUUUAAGAAAAUACUAAAAUUUCUAAUAUACACAAGGCAUUAAUUACCAACAUGAGCGCUCACAUCUCAAAUAUCCUGUUGUAUACAUACACAAUAACAAUCUCUAUACAUCAACUCACAUAGCCUUAUAAUCCUUGAAUUUUUCUAGGGUUCAAACUUAGGAGGCUACCAAGUUAUACAGAUAAAUAACUUUAAAUUUCUGUAGAAAGGUCUGUAUACAUUCUUUUCACCAGUAUUUGUUCCUUUAAUAAGUAUUAUAUAAUACCAAAGCAUCCAAACAUAAUAUUGAACAAUGGGCCUUCAUGGAACUUUUUCUGUGAAAUAAUUAAAUGUAUGAUUAAUUUGGAUUAAUUUUAAAUGUAUGAUUAAUAUAAUUAAUGUAUAAUUAAUUAAUAUAAUCCUAAGAAGCUCAUUUGCCAGCAAGCUCUAAAGAUGAAGAGAACUACUCACGGAAAUGGAAGGAGCAAGCAGAGGGAGCAGCCAUGGGGCAGGAAUGCGCAUGUAAGGACCUGAAAGACCACCAUCGUUGAAACAAAAAUCAAUAGCAAACGUGCAGUAAUAUAUAAAAAGGGCAGAUGUGUUAAGGAUUGAGGCUUUAUCCUAAGAACAACGAGCUUUAAGAGUUUUAGACUUGAGCGGUGGGAGGGGCUGGAGAGUGGAUCGUGGUUAA